Lactuca virosa is the source of this 222-nucleotide messenger RNA. NCBI's taxonomy places the organism in Eukaryota, Viridiplantae, Streptophyta, Magnoliopsida, Asterales, Asteraceae. The record is from the annotation of a GenBank genome assembly.
AUGGCCACGGAUGAAGAAUCAUCGCUUGUUGAUGAGAAUCAAAAUGGAACUCAAACACUUAUUCAUAACAGAGAAAUUUAUAUUCUGAUUUGGGUGUUCUUGUUGUUUUACUUGGCUUAUGAUGCUGCUCAGAAUUUGCAGAAACAACUUCAAGAAGAACAAGAAGCGACCAUAUCAGGAGUGGCAGAUGCAGUGUGGUGCAUGGACACCCAUGGGAGUUGA